Messenger RNA from Gossypium arboreum, 1638 nucleotides. RefSeq names its product casein kinase II subunit beta-1. The transcript is spliced from 5 exons. Lineage: Eukaryota; Viridiplantae; Streptophyta; Magnoliopsida; Malvales; Malvaceae. Gene Ontology annotation, cellular component: protein kinase CK2 complex; cytoplasm. The record is from RefSeq and is a predicted model, not a curated record. Gene Ontology annotation, molecular function: protein kinase regulator activity. The coding region runs from base 376 to 1281 and encodes 301 amino acids.
CCACGUGUAGGCCAGAUACUUGAAAGAAUAUUAGAAAAGCCCUUUAAACUCAAAGCUAAGCCUAAGCUAAGCUACACCGCCGAUUUAUCGGCCAUGUCGCCGGACCUAUAAAGUUUAUCCCGAUUUUAGCCUUUCUCUCUCUAAAAACCCCUCUGCACCAUUUCUCUUUCUCUCUUUGGCGAUUUUUUUUUAAAAAUUAAUAAAAUUGGGUUUAGCUUAAACAUUUUAGCACUUCAGCUCCAUCUCUCUGAAAUAAUAAAGAAGAAAAUAGAGAGAAUCCUAGAUUUUUGGGCCUAGGGCCAUUUGCGUCAUUUCGCGAGAACGGAAGCGAUUAUUAUCAUCGACAAAUAAAGGAGGGAUAGAUAAAAAGGGAAGAUGUACAGAGGAGAGAGAGCGGCCGGUGGCUCUAAGGGAGAGGUGGGAUCGGUGGAUCGGAAGCGUAUCAACGAGACGCUUGAUAAGCAACUGGAGCGAUCAUCGCCGUCCACUUUGAGAGCGAUCAACGGCAAAGAUAAGUCUGCAAACGCCCAUCUCAUGGGGAAGCAUCCACCUGAUCAUCAUCGCGACUCUCGCUCCGCUUCUCUACCUAAAGCAAAGGCCUCCGAAGAUGAAUCUGAAGCAGACAGUGAAGAAUCAGAUGUCAGUGGUUCUGAUGGGGAUGACACAUCUUGGAUUUCGUGGUUUUGCAACCUACGUGGAAAUGAAUUCUUUUGUGAAGUCGAUGAUGACUACAUUCAAGAUGACUUUAACCUUUGUGGGCUAAGCAGUCAAGUUCCUUAUUAUGAUUAUGCACUUGAUUUGAUUUUGGACGUUGAAUCCCAUGGGGAUAUGUUUACAGAAGAGCAAAAUGAAUUAGUUGAAUCUGCGGCAGAGAUGCUUUAUGGUUUGAUUCAUGCUCGAUACAUAUUGACAAGCAAAGGAAUGGCAGCUAUGCUAGACAAGUACAAGAACUAUGAUUUUGGAAGAUGCCCUAGAGUUUACUGCUGCGGACAACCUUGUCUUCCUGUUGGUCAAUCAGAUAUUCCUCGUGCAAGCACCGUAAAAAUAUACUGCCCUAGGUGUGAAGAUAUAUACUACCCUCGGUCCAAGUAUCAAGGCAGUAUCCUUUUCGCCAUUGAAUUUGUCUGCUACUUUUUGUUGCAUGCAUUUGACAUUGAUGGAGCCUAUUUUGGGACCACAUUCCCAAACCUGUUCCUGAUGACACAUGGGCACUUGAAGCCACAAAAGGCAACUCAAAGCUAUGUUCCAAGAGUAUUUGGGUACAAGAUCCACAAGCCAUAAUGCUGGAACUAAAACAUCCUUCAUGACAUUUUGCCUUCUAAUCUGGAAGUAAUGGUUUUGAAAGAUGAGGGAUAGUUGAGUAGUCUUUCAUAAUCAAGUUUACUGUCCUUUUUUGUAUGUUCUAAGAUCUAAAUGGAUUACCACAAGGCUUGUUUACAAAUAGCAAGUGUUUAAUUCUUAAUUCAGAAGAGCCUUUCAUGUGAUUAUAUUCAUUUGAAUUGAUUCUAGGUAGAGUAACCAUUAAUACCGUCCGGCAUCCGUUGUACUUUAUCGAUUGAUUUAUCAGUGUUUUCUCUGUGUAUUUCCUUGUACUUAAAAUGUCUGUUAUAUGGUAUCAGCAUUGACAUAGUGGAACAA